AUGUUAUCUACAAUAGUGCUAUGUGCCUAUAUAGUACGAGUGUGCGGAAGAGAUGAUGUGAAGCACAUAGGGACUCACAAAUUUAGGUUUAACGAUGAAAUUCUAGAAGUGAACCAGAACGUAAUAAAUCACACACGAGUUCCGAGCCAGCAGCCAAAACAAAAGGUUAACUUGGAAAAGGCGAACGAGCUAUUUAAAAAAUCGGUCUACACGAAGACAUACAUAUGCGACCCGGAUGGAAUCCUAUCGGAACUUGAGCAGGAAAAGAUAAACCAGAAGCUAAUUAAGUCAAUAAACAGAAUAUUCGCGGCACUGUCUCACAAUAUUCUGGUGGAAACGGGAAAUCAGAAACAGCAAUCGCAAGUAUCAUUUGGGGGAGAACUGUUGAAGAAGUAUUCGGAAUCAUCCCAUUCGGAGUACAAAGACUCAAUACUGAUAAGUUACGUCGAGGAGUUUCAAACACUGAAAAUAAUAGUCGGAGGUAUAAAUAUUAAAACGAAUAUUCACGAAAAACAGGAAUUUAUAACGCAACUGGAGGAUGAAUUUAAUAAAAACCAGAAGGAAACGUAUCAAUCGCUUGAAAAGGUAAUAGAGGAGCUGAAUACACAGCUAAAAAGAAGCAGCAAAAGUGAGCUACUAGCUAUUGUAAUAUGGCAUAAAUUAAAGGAAUAA
Molecule: messenger RNA, 672 nt
Organism: Theileria orientalis strain Shintoku
Lineage: Eukaryota; Apicomplexa; Aconoidasida; Piroplasmida; Theileriidae
Exons: 7
Coding region: 1-672 (223 amino acids)
Source: RefSeq, a predicted model, not a curated record